GGCUCCCGCUCUCGGCCGCGGGCGGGGAGGGGCCGGAGCAGGUAGCUGGGCCACCGCCCGGGAGCGAGCGCGGGGCGCGGGGCCGCCGCGGCGGGAUGGGGCGGCUCUGGGUCCGCCGCCUCGUCCUGUUCGCCGCCUGCCUGGGGCUCUGCAGGGCGCUCGGAGCAUCUUUUUAUGGUGAAAGCUAUGUGGAGCUCAACAUCAUAGAAGUUUCCUCUGAGUUAUCUCUUCACUUAAAAUUUCAAACCAGCAAACCACAGGGAUUACUUUUUCUUGCAGCUGGGAAAAAUGACUACUGCAUAAUAGAACUUCUAUCAGGAAACUUACGGGUGAGAGUGAAUUUGGGUACAGGUGAACAAGUGUUCCUCUCUGAGCAAAGACUUCGUGUGGAUGACUUGGUUUGGCAUUUAGUGGAACUGCACUGUGUUAAGGGAAAUAUCUCUCUGGUUAUUGACAAACGCUAUGAGACAACUGGCCAGGUCACCAGUGGGAUGCACAAUUUGCACUUUCAGCAUGGAAUCUACAUCGCAGGCCACGGUGGCCUUGAGGUCCCUUACCUCGAUGGAGAGCUCCCCAAUUUCCGUGGGUGCAUGGAGGAUGUGAUAUUUAACCAGAGGGAGAUCCUCGCAUCCCUUAGAUCUUACCCUGGUUUCAAGAAAGUUUAUGAGGUGUCACUAGGAUGCAGUGAUGAAUUUUUUGCAGGGGAGGAUGAAGCCAUGAAUUUCUUUAGCUCCAGAUCCUACAUCACCUUCCCAGAAUGGAGGGUGCAAGGGGAUGGGCUGUUGGAAUUUGCUUUGCAGACUGGAACUCAUCAAGCCUUGCUGUUAUUUCAGUCUGGUAGAGAAGGAGAUUUUGUUGCUUUGGAAAUAGUUAAAGGUUUAUUGAAGGCUCAUGUAGGAAGAAAUAAGAAUGAUACUCAGCUCUCUUCUUUUAGCUUAGUUAGUGACAACAAGUGGCACAUUAUUCAACUCAAGUUCACUGAAAGGUAUCUGGGCCUGAUGGUGGAUGAACAAGGAGUAAGGACUUUGCUGCCUCUUCAAAGCAAACCAUUUGUGUCUGAAGGCCACCUCUUCCUAGGAGGUCUUGAUAACCGCAAGGGAGAAGAAGUUAAGAGGUUAGAGCUUGCCUCUGUGCCUAGGAAAUCUGCUCGAGCAAUCUCUUUCAAAGGGUGCCUAAGAGGCUUGGAAGCCAACUCAGAAAAGAGAGCAUUAAAGGGUGCACUUGUUUCCAAAGAUAUAUCUGCUGGUUGUAAAAUGAAGAGUAGUGAUGACGAGACUCGUUCUGUAACAGCAACGGAAAACCUGCUUGAGGCACAAGUUCCCCUGUCCACUGCCGUCCCUGAGGCAGGCAAACCUUUUCUGCAAGAUGUGAGUAGCUAUUUCUUGGUUCUGAAUAACUUGGAGGUCCAAGAAGGUGGGCAAGCCUUACUGGAACAAAGGCAUAUGAAGGUGGAUGUGGAGUUGAAGGAUUUGGGUAUCCAUCAGUCUCAGAUACUAUUUAAAAUAAAGGAAAUGCCUAUUCAUGGAUUCCUUCGAUUAGAUGUUUGCCCUGAGCAAAAAAUGGAGAAGGCUUUUACUCUGUUAGAUUUGAGCCAAGGAAAAGUUUGGUAUAUCCAUGAUGGUUCAGAAGACCCGAGGGAUUAUUUCACAUUUUCAGUCUCUUCCAGCAGCGAGAAGGAAGUGCCAUUGUAUCUUCAAGGACAUGGUUCAUUUGUGUUCAACAUCAUCAUCGUUCCAGUAAAUGAUCCCCCAAACCUUAUGCUCCCUGAAGGAAACUUGCUUCUCGUGUUUGAGAACUCUAAGAAACGACUGACUCCAAAUAUCAUACAUGUGUCAGACCCAGACACAGAUUCUUCAAGUCUUAGUUUUUCAGUUCUUGGCAACUUCCAUUCAGAUGCUGGGUUUUUAGAAAACACCAAUGACCCUGGGAGAGCCAUUAGUGGUUUUACAUAUGGGGAUUUAAGAGGUGGCAACAUUUUCUGUGUGCACCGGGGCCAUCGGAACUCCCGGAUUCUCCUAAGAGCAAGUGAUGGAGAGCUGGUUAGCAAUACGGUGGUGUUACGGGUCAUGGCUGUUCCUUGGGACUUUGAAGUGGCCAACAGAACCGGUGUGGUCGUACAGCAGGGUGGCACGGUUCUGAUUACGCAGAGCAACUUGUCAGUGGAGGUUAAUGGUGAACGCCCGGAGGUGGAGACCCGCUAUGUUGUCACUCAUGCACCUCAGUUUGGCCAGAUUCAGCGGCAGGGGUCAAGUGGAGAGUGGAAACCAGUGAGUAUCUUUUCUCAGCGUUCAGUUGAUCAGGGUCGGGUCCGGUACUCCAGUAUAUUCCAGGAAUUGCAGCUAAAAAACAUUACUGAUCACUUUAAAUUUAAAGUUAAUAUAGAAGGAAAAAGCAGUGAAGAGCUGAUGUUUCCCAUUACCAUACAAUGGCUAACAUUUACCCUUCUGAAAAAUGUUCCUCUUGAGAUCAGUGAAGUAAACAGGCAUGUACUGAAUUCAGAUCAUUUGCAGGCUGUGACAGAGGGUGUGGACAUAGCCGAAGGGGAACUACAUUUUAAGUUACUCACUGCACCUAAGAAAGGAAAAUUGCUACUUGGCACAAAAGUUCUAAAAACAAACUCAGUCUUCAGCCAACAAAACAUUACAGACUUCAAGAUAAAUUAUGAACCACAGGAGAGACCCAGGAAAGAUUCACAAGAUACUUUCAGGUUCUUGAUAAUUGCAAAACACAUAGAAUCAAAUAAUUAUACUUUCAGAAUAAACAUUAAAGCAGAUAAGAUGCACAUUAUUUUAACAAACAGGGGAUUGUUUGUAAAAGAAGGAGAAGGGAAAUUAAUUACAAGAUCAGAAUUAUUUGCUCAAACAUUGGACAAUCAGACCUUCCACUAUAAAAUCACCAAGAGUCCUCAACACGGGAAGCUGAAAUUGAUUAGCUCUUCAGAGUCUCUGGGAAGUCAUGACAAUAUUUCCACAUUCACCGAUCAGGACAUCCUGGAUGAGCGGCUGAUGUAUGUGCACGAUGACUCUGAGACCCAGUGUGAUGAAUUCCUCCUUGUGGCCUCCCCUACAGGACCAGGCCAGGAGGGAGUGGCCAGGGAUCUCCGUAGGGAGCAUCUGGCGGCAGAGAUCAAGGUCACCGUUUCUGUGGAGUUAAAGAACGAUGAGAAACCGGUGCGCGUGGUGGAUAAAGUCUUUCACGUUGUGCGGAAUGGCCAGCGCUUACUAACCCUAGCAGAUCUCUGUUACCAUGACCCGGAUUCCAAUUUUGACGAUGGGCAGUUGCUCUACACCCGGCGGGGCAUCCCGAAUGGGGACUUGGUGCGAGCCAGUGACCCGACUCAGAAACUGUACCAGUUCAGGCAGGAUGACCUGCGGGCGGGGCACGUGCUCUUCAGGCAUAGAGGUGCGGACUCCGCCCGCUUUGUGCUGUUUGUGACAGACGGUGUCCACACCACAUCGUCCCUUCUCGAGGUCAGUGUGUCAGACCCCUACGUGCAUAUAGCCAACAACACGGGGCUGCUCGUGCAGAGAGGAAAGGACAGCAGCCUAACGACUGCCAACCUCAGUGUCACCACAAACCAAGAUGUCAGAACAGAUGGCGAGAUCAGAUUCCACAUUGCGCGGCCCCCAGAGCAUGGCAGAGUGCUGGUCAGCAGCUCAAGGGCCGGCUCGUUCUCCCUACAUGACUUGAAGCAAGGACAUGUGAUUUAUAGGCAUGACGGCAGCGGCAGCUUCGAUGUGUUCAACCUGACAGUGAAAGUUAAAGAUACAUAUUUAGAAGUGGGCGUCUAUGUGCAUGUGGACUCGGAAAGCCACCAGCAUCACACCCAAAUUCUGCACAGCAAGACCCUUGUUGUUGAAGAAGGAAAACCAGUAAAACUGAGUAGAAGAAGACUCCAGGUUGUACAUGAAGAUAAUAUUCCUUCAGAGGCAAUGUUCAUUGUUAGAACUCCACCCAUGCAUGGAUACCUCCGAAAAUCUUUACCAGAAGAAGGCAGCUUGGGUGCAGAUGAAAAGUCUCCUUUGAGUUUUACACAGCAGGACAUUGAUGAUGGUUAUAUCCAUUAUGUACAGACAGCUCCUGACCAACUACAGGACCAGUUUUUACUGGAUGUGAUGAGUGGCUUCCAAGCUGUGAGUAGAGUUGAAAUCUUGGUGGAUAUUGUCCCUAAGCAGAUUCCUCUGGAGGCACAAAAUUUCACAGUGCAAGAAGGCGGUUCCAAAACACUUUCAAAAGACUACUUCAAAAUUCCAAGCAAGCAUUUUGCUGGACUUGACUGUGAAUUUUUUCUACUCAAACCACCAAAACACGGUUAUGUUCAAAAUUCUCAUUUUCCAAGAGUGAAGCUUAUGAAAUUUACCAGGAAACAGGUGGAAAAUGAAUUGAUUUCCUAUGUUCAUGAUGAUAGUGAAGAGCUUCUUGACAGUUUCACCAUCUUUGCAAAUAGCUCAGAGCUGGGAAAACAGAGUUUGCCCCAGACUGUCUUUGUGACUGUUGAAUCAGUAAAUGAUGAGGCUCCAGUAAUAACAGCCAAUAAAAUCCUCCAGGUGUGGGCGAAUUCUGUCACUGAGAUUACCAGUGGUGACCUCUGUGCAGAAGAUGGGGACUCCUCCCUGCAGGACCUUACCUACUUGGUCUCUCCACCCAGCAAUGGACAUUUGGCUCUCAAGUCCUUUCCUGGCCGACGCAUCCAGAACUUUACCCAGGCUCAAAUCAAUGAGGGCCAGUUAGUGUUUGUACACACUGGAGCGCUGUCAGGAGGCUUUAAUUUUCAGGUUACAGAUGGUUUGAACUUUGCACCACGACAAAUUUUUAGCAUCACAGCUCGAGCUCUGAUCAUUAACUUAGAAGUAAACAAAGGACUGAGCAUCUUUCCAGGUUCCAGGAAGCCCCUUUCAUCUCAUGACCUGAGAGCUGUGACCAAUGAUGUGGACAGUGCAGGAAACAGAACUAUUACUUUUACGGUUGUAAGUUCCCCUAGACUUGGGAGGCUGGUGCGAGUAAAUUCUGACAACAGCACAGAGGAUGUUUCCGUGUUUACACAGAAGCUGGUCAGUGAACAGCUGAUAUUUUACCAGCAUGUGGACUGGGAAAACACAGGCUGGACUGCAGAAGACUCUUUCAUGUUCACGGCAUCCUCUCCCCCAGCAGUUCUAGGCCCUGAAGAUUUCCAUAUAACUAUUUCAUAUGAAAUUAAUGAACCUGGUCGGCAGAGUCGUCUGCUUGCAAAUACAGGAGCAGUUGUCAAGGAGGGAAACAAAGUUCUCAUUGACCGAUCUAAGUUAGAUGCUUCCAACCUCUUAUUUAAAUUGCCCAAAUCUCAGCGCUUUUCAUAUGAAAUUUUGUUCCAAGUUACAUCUCUUCCUCACCAUGGAACUAUUAUGGUUGGAGAGAGAAAUAUUACCAAAAGAAAACCCAAUUUCUCCCAGUAUAUAAUUAAUAAAUUUGGACUCACAUACCUUCAUGAUGACUCUGAAUCACUGGCUGAUAAUUUUACCUUUGCUGUUUGGCCCAACCCAAAGAGCAAGUCCUCCACUAAGCCAGAGGCUGACUUUCUUGAAGAAAUGUUUAACAUCACCGUCACUCCUGUAAAUGACCAGGCCCCAGAAUUAAAGACAAAAGGGCUUCGGUUGAAAGUUCUGCAGGGCGAUAGGUUGGUUUUAGGACCCAAAAACCUUAAAGUGGAAGAUCUAGACAGUCCUCCAGAGGAGAUCAGGUAUAUGAUCAUCCGUAAUCCUAAUAAUGGCUUUUUGGCAAUGGCUCACCAUCUAGACACAACUGUUCACCAUUUCACACAAGCUGACAUUGAUAACUCUCAGGUGUGGUUCAUACAAGAUGGAAGCCCAUCCUCGGGAGUGUUUUACUUUAGUGUGAGUGAUGGCCAACACCGCCCACUCUACAAGCUCUUCCACCUGGAGGUCAUCCCCAUCUCCAUCACCCUUGUGAACCUCACUGACCUACUUCUCCCACAAGGCCAGACAACCAUCCCCAUCACCAGUGCUCACCUAUCAGCAAUGACCAAUGGGAGGAGCCCCCAAAUCACCUACAAGAUAACACGGCCCCUCCAACAUGGGCAUCUGCUCAUUGAAAACCAGGCAGUUAUCAGCUUUGGACAGGAGGAUCUGGAUUCAGGAAGGCUCUCUUACCACAUGACAAACCUCACCGCCUCAGAGGACCAGCUACAGUUCUCACUGUUUACAUCAGAAGGCAACCUGACUGGACAAACACUGAGCAUCAGAGUGCAGCCUUUACUGCGGGUUAUGUCAAACCUGACAAUUGCCAACCACGUGGCUCAUCAGCUGAAAAGAAAAGACCUUGAUGCUACUGAGCUUGCGAACAGAACUAACAGUGAUCCUAAAUUUGAAGUGACAGAACCUCCAGUCCAUGGAAGACUUGUACGAAGAGUGGGCCAAGGCACUGUGAUGGAAGACGCUAUUCUGUUCACCCAGAGGGACAUUGACCAAGGGCUGCUGAUGCUCAAGUCACACGCCAACCUAACGGGCAUCAGUGCACUGAAUGACUCCUUCACUUUCUUGCUCAGUGCAGACCACGUACAGCCAGCGAAAGGUUAUCUCCCCUUCACCAUAGUGCCACUUGACCCCUUUAUUUUGCAAACUUUUACCCCUGAUGUUUCUUUAUUGGUCACCGCAGAUAACCUUAUGACUUCAGAUCUCUCUCAGGAAAAGCUUGUGGCUUCCUCAGGACCCACCACACAGACAGGAACUCUGGGGAAGCUGACCCAGACCAGAUGGCAGGAAGCAGAUCCCUGGGAACGACUCAGUAGUGAAGAGCCCACUCUGGAUGGCAAGGCCUCUCCCACCAGAGUCAUUUGGCCACCAGAUGCCCCCAAAGCCAGUCCUGGGGCACCCACCCAGCCCAGGGAGAGCAGUCACCCUCUGAUGGUCAUCGUACCUUUGGCUGUGGUGUUCUUCCUGCUGAUAGUAACUGCAGUGGCCUUGUGUGUCUGGCUACUAGGCUGGAAGGUGGAAAAGGCAAAACCUCUUAUCAAGCCCCAGACCAAUGCAGAACCCACAACCCCAGGUCCUAGGAGAGAAAAGAGCAUAACUGUUCCUACUGUCACAGUGACACCCCUUCUACAAAGCUCCAGCCGUCCUCCAGGAAGUCUUUUCAGAGCCCUACAAUGUGAGCACAUGGAAAAAUCUCCAGUCACUGAGCCCAUGGAAAAAUGUGCUCCUGGGGAGACAUGGGUGAAUCUGGAUCCCAACAUGGUCAAGCUUUGCCGACAAACCAAUCCAGCACUGAAGCACAACCAGUACUGGGUGUAGACUGAGGGUGCUUGUUCCUUACUGACCAACUACUAUGUGCCAGGUUGCUUUUCUCUCCCAACCAAAAUUUAACUGCUCUUUAUGGAAACAGAUUUCACAGUCUACAGAAUAAAUGGAAGCACAGCAUAUGUGGGCCUAGAGACAACUACCCUUGUCUUAGAUCCCUGGCUCCAAUGCUACAGACAACUUGCCACCAUCCCUGGCCAUGGACAACUGUUGCCAAUGAAGACAUCUCUACUCUUCUUCUGAAAGCAAUUCUCUCCUGCAUUUCUGGAUUCUGAAUUUUACAUAGUCCCUCUCAACUGUUUUUUGUAUUUGAUCCCCUUAGAAAGGAGGAGGAAUGAGAGUCUUAACCCAAGGUUGGCUUGAUCACUGUACAACUCAGAAGUGUUCUUGGGCCUGUUCUAAGCAGCUGGGCACUCAGAAGAAGCAGAAUAAGCUGUGUGAGCUCAUGCACAGAAAGAGAAGGCUGAGGAGCAUCUCUGCAUGCAGCAAGUGGGUUUUGCUCUCCCUCAGCUAGGAAAGGAGAAUGCCUGUUCUUUGUGGAAGAGCCAGACAUACUUGGCUCUGUGAUCACGUUGGCCUCUUCCUUACUUCAGCCAUAAAAUCUCUGGAGCUAGGAUUACCAGCCUAGCCAAACAGAAAAAAAGUCUGCUUUCACUCCUCUUUUUCCUGUUAACUCUGCUACUCUAGACAAAAAAAAUUUGGUGUUCAUAUUGGAAUGAGACACAUACCAGUACUUUAAAAUGAUAAUUCAUGUUGUUUGUGAGUGUGCCUGCUAGAGCAAGAAUGUCAGUGUGAGAUCCAGAUGUCAAGACUCGGUCAUUAAUCAAGUAAUUCAUAUAGAGCUUGGAAAGGUUUCUUCCAGAGGAUCUGGAAUAGUCUACCAACUUACAGAUGGGUUCAAUUAGAAGGAAACAAUGCCUACCAUUUGGUGCUGGCUCAAAUGAAACAUGAAAUAAAACAUUUUGGCAAA
Messenger RNA from Camelus dromedarius (Arabian camel), 8262 nucleotides. Its product is annotated as chondroitin sulfate proteoglycan 4. Bases 96 to 7286 code for a protein of 2396 amino acids. The record is from RefSeq and is a predicted model, not a curated record. NCBI's taxonomy places the organism in Eukaryota, Metazoa, Chordata, Mammalia, Artiodactyla, Camelidae. The transcript has 11 exons. Gene Ontology annotation, biological process: anatomical structure morphogenesis.